Messenger RNA from Symbiodinium necroappetens, 720 nucleotides. The record is from the annotation of a GenBank genome assembly. NCBI's taxonomy places the organism in Eukaryota, Dinophyceae, Suessiales, Symbiodiniaceae.
AUGUCCAAGCGGGCAGCGCCUGUUGACGAGGAGGCCUGGCUAGAAGCGAGGAAGAAGCUCCUUAAGGCUGAGAAGGAGUUCACCAAGAAGAAGGAUGAGCUCAACAAAAUGCGCAUGGAGAUGCCCUGGCGAGAGGUGACAAAGGAUUACAGCUUCACUCGGAAGGGUAAAACAGUGAAGCUGUCUGACAUGUGCACGCAUCCAACAGGCAACCUUAUUCUUGUACACUUCAUGUUCGAGCCUGGCUGGGAGAAACCAUGCCCCAGUUGCUCUUGGUGGGCCGAUGCGUAUUCUGGCAUUCUCCCGCACCUUCAUCAAAGAACGGGAUUCGUAGUAGUAGGGGCGGCGGCUGAUGAGAAGCUGCAAGCGACAGCCUCUGAAAAGGGCUGGACGUUUCCCUUCUACAGUUCGCAGGGCUCCGAUUUCAACCGCGACUUCAAUGUGGAAUUCACGGAUGACGACAUCAAGGCCAAGACUCGAAGCUACAACUACGACAAAGAACCCUCCAUGAAGCAGUAUCCGGGAUAUUCGGUCUUCCGUAAGGAGGAGGACAAGAUCUUCCACACCUACAGCACAUAUGUCCGAGGAAUGGACCUCAUGAACUUGACAUACAACUUCUUUGACAUCUUGCCUGACGGAAGGGCGGAAGAGGGCCUGCCGUUCAGUAUGCUAUGGGUCAAGCACAAGGAUGCCUAUGAGCGCACAUGGGAGGCGCCGUGA